AUGAGACUCCUGGGCUUCCUCCUCUUGGACCUGGCGCUGGCGGAUCUCGCCUUCCUGGCCCCGCCCGUGAGUCGCGCGCCCAGUGGCGGCCUGGCUGCGUUUGGGAGAAGAGGAGGGGAAAGGGGACUCCUCUCCCCAGUCGCCCGGGAUGCAGAGAUUCCGGUGCCGCCCAAGCAGGCCGCCUCGACGGGCCUGAAUGCGGCGCUGCUGCUCGGAGUCUCCGCUGUGGCCAUGGCUCUGGCACGCCGCCGAGCCAACCUGGCCAGGCGGGUCUGGACCUACAUGCCCAUGGAUGCGGCCGGGCGGCAAUCCAGCCCUUGCUUCCCUUGCGCGUCUUCCAUUGUUUCGGCCGUAAGUGAUGGGGACCAACCUGGAGUUGAUGUUGUGUAA
This is a messenger RNA of Symbiodinium natans, 390 nucleotides long. The record is from the annotation of a GenBank genome assembly. Lineage: Eukaryota; Dinophyceae; Suessiales; Symbiodiniaceae.